UCUUUUAUCACGGGUUUUAGUAUCCGAAUAUUCUAAAUUAAGUUGUUUACAUUUUUUUUCGUAAAUUGUAUUUGAACGGUGUUAUACUUUGAGAAAAUUCUACCUCAAGUCAGCUUUGUUGCGUAACUACAACCAUACGAUAUUAUACGAACACGAUUACUAUAGCAAUGUGCACACAAAUGCCUUAAGACAUUGUAAAAUUCGUUAUAAAAACUAUUAAAGUAGGAUCGUUUAUCAUAAAAAUAAACAUGGGUCGCAGAAGUGGAAAAGCAUCAAAAUUGAAACGCCAUUCGUCUCUUGAUGACUUAACUGGUAGACCAUAUAGAUUGCCAAUUGACCGAAAUCAAAUUCGUCGAGUUGAUCAAAUUGAUAAUCCUCAAAAUGGACAUGAAUAUCUUUACAUGGCUAGAAAAAUGGAAGAUAAAUUGCCUCCAGUUAUGACUGCCACUAAUGUUGAACUUCAGGAAUUCAUAAACAAAUUUGAAAACAAUGCUCCUACAUAUGUCAUCCCUCCACUUGAAUUGCCUUGUAUAAAAAAUAAGAAAUUACUGCCAACUAAAGCUGAAAUAAUGUCAUACAUCGAACAGUAUGAAAGUGCCAGAACCAAAAUUCAGGAUACCAGAAAAUGUAUUACUCAUCCUGGAAAUUUAUUGCCAAUAUCUAAUUCACCAACUGCAUGGUUUACAUUUUUAUUUGGAAGACAAAUUAAUGCUUCUACUCCAGUGAAUCCUGUUCAUAAUAUUGACAAAAUUGUUUAUUUUUUCCAGAGCCACUGUGCUGCUGUAAUAUGUAACUUUGUUCAAUGGAUUAUGAAAAAAAUAAUUAGCACCAGUGAUGUAACUUCUUGGACAUUUUCUGUGUAUGCCAGUAUGGACAGUGAUCCAAGUGAAACUCUGCUAUCAGAUAUGCGUAUACUUACGCAGUAUUUUAUUAAUGCUCGGGCUGAAAUCGAAGAUCAUUUGGAUGUUUCUGCGUUACGUUACAGCUGUUUAAUUAACUUGGUCUCAGAAAAAUUCAAACAACACGAUCUCGGUGAUAUUGUUAACUAUAAAAAUCAUUAUUCUGGUAGUAGUAAGGUAAAAAACAAAUAUGAAGACUAAAAUAAAUACAGUUAACUCUGUUUAAUUCUUUACUUUAUAUACUUUUCUCCAUUGGUUCUAAGAUCUUGGAACUUUUACAUUCAUUUUUAACAAAUGUUAAUUAAUAAUAAUGUUUAUUAGUUAAACUUAUUAUGAUUUAAGAUUAAUCUUUAUUUAUGUACGCUAGUUAAAUAAUAAUAUAGAAAUAUUAUUAAAUAAUAAAUAUUGAUAUUUGUUAA
Acyrthosiphon pisum (pea aphid) is the source of this 1318-nucleotide messenger RNA. RefSeq lists its product as uncharacterized. The transcript has 7 exons. Bases 249 to 1100 code for a protein of 283 amino acids. Gene Ontology annotation, biological process: spliceosomal snRNP assembly. Lineage: Eukaryota; Metazoa; Arthropoda; Insecta; Hemiptera; Aphididae. The record is from RefSeq and is a predicted model, not a curated record.